Messenger RNA from Lodderomyces pseudojiufengensis, 885 nucleotides. RefSeq lists its product as uncharacterized. The record is from RefSeq and is a predicted model, not a curated record. The transcript has a single exon. Bases 1 to 885 code for a protein of 294 amino acids. NCBI's taxonomy places the organism in Eukaryota, Fungi, Ascomycota, Pichiomycetes, Serinales, Debaryomycetaceae.
AUGGAAUUUAAUCCAAAUAAUCAACAACCUUUUACACCAAUUGAUCAAACUUUAAAAACUCCAAUGGAAGCUCCUGCAAAUCCUUUAUUACCACCUCCAUUACAUCAUCAAAAUUCUUAUAAUAAUCAUCAGCAGCAAAGUUUGUAUCAAAACCCUCAAUAUAAUGGAAGUGAUGAUAUUUUAACAGAUAUAGAUGAACCAAAUACCACCACCAAAAGAAAUCCUUAUAAUAAUAAUGGUAUAAAAAAUUCAUCAAUAUCUAAUUUAUCAUUAAGUGAAAUGAAUAUAAUGAAUUAUAAUAAUCAACAACAACAACAACAAUGUAAUAAUAAUUCAACAUGUAAUUCUUCAAUAAGAUCGAGAUCUUCACUGAUUAAUUUAAGAAAACAAUCUUUAACAAGAAAUAAUUCAAAUAACUGGUUACAUAUUGGUAAUAUGAAUCAAAUAAGACCUCAACAUAAUAAUUUUGAAUUUAAUAAAAGUACUGAUUCUUUAAUGGAUUAUGUUCCAAAUUCAAUAAUUUCAAAAACUAGUCACCAACCGCAUACUCCACCACCAAUACACAAUGAUUCAGAUAUGCCAAUGUUCACAAGAACUAAAAGUUCAUCAUCAUCAACAAAUUCUUCAUUUAAAAAUAAUUUAUCAAUAGAUACAAAUUAUCGGAAUAAUAACUCAGCUAAUGGCUUUUCAUUAGAUUCUCCAUUUUUAUCAUCUAUAACACCAAAUGAUGAAUAUUUUAAUUAUCAAAUACCUCAACAACAACAACAAAGAGAAAAUUCUCAACCAACUACACCAACACAAAUUGAAGAAAUAAAUAUACCUAAUCAUGUAUCAUUAAGUGAAAAAAAAAGAGAUUCAUUAAAAUUAAAAAGAGGAAUUCAUUAA